AUGGGUCUCCUCCAUCUCAUCGAAGAUCGUCCAACACCAAAAUGCGUUUACAAUUGGCGAGUAUACUUCUCGGCGGCAGUUGCUGGCUCUGCUGCCAUGAUGAUCGGCUACGAUAGCGCCUUCAUCGGCGGGACUCUGGCCUUGACAUCCUUUAGGGAUGAAUUCGGCUUUGGCGACAUGUCAAAAUCCCAGGUCAACCUGCUCAGCGCCAAUAUCGUCUCCUGCUACCAAGCAGGAGCAUUCUUUGGAGCAUUCUUCGCCUACCCUGCCGGUCACUACCUAGGUAGGAGGUGGGGUUUGGUCAUUUUUAGCGCCCUGUUCACUCUGGGUGCUGGUUUGAUGUUGGGAGCCACUGGUGCUCGCGGACUCGGGCUCAUCUAUGCUGGCCGAGUGCUGGCCGGAAUCGGUGUCGGCGCUGCUUCGAACUUGUCUCCUAUCUACUGUUCUGAAAUUGCUCCUCCAGCCAUCAGAGGUCGUCUAGUUGGUCUCUAUGAAAUGUCAUGGCAAAUCGGCGGACUUGUCGGUUUUUGGAUCAACUACGGCGUUUCUGAGACCAUGGAGCCUUCCCACAGGCAAUGGCUCAUCCCCUUCGCAAUCCAGGUUAUCCCAGCCGGUCUUCUAUUCGCCGGGGCUUUGAUCAUCAAGGAAUCGCCUCGAUGGCUCUUCUCCCGGGCUCGACGCGAAGAAGGAAUCAAGAACCUCUGCUGGCUGCGCCAACUUCCCGCAGAGCACGUCUACAUGCAGGAGGAAAUUUUCGCCAUCGACCACGCCCUUGAAGACCAACGGUCUACCAUCGGUCUCGGGUUUUGGCAACCUUUCCGAGCCGUGUACCGGGACCGCAAGGUGAAAUAUCGCUUCGUCCUCGGUGGCUCUCUUUUCCUGUGGCAGAAUGCAACCGGCAUCAACGCCAUCAAUUAUUACAGUCCCACCGUAUUCAACAGCAUUGGCGUCACGGGCACAAACACGUCCCUGCUGACGACAGGCAUAUUUGGUGUGAUCAAGACCGUCAUCACCAUUUUCUGGCUGUUCGUCUUGAUUGACAAGCUCGGCCGGCGCGCAUUGCUCAUGUACGGCGCGGUCGCGGGGUCGUUAUGCAUGUGGUAUAUCGGCGGCUAUAUUGCCGUGGCUCGGCCUGCCGAACAUCCUACCGCCAAAUUGUCCUCAGGAGGCAUCAGCGCCAUGGCCUUCUUUUACCUCUGGACAGUGUCGUAUACGCCUUCCUGGAAUGGGACUCCGUGGGUUCUCAACUCAGAAAUGUUUGACCAGAAUGUGCGGACGCUGGCUCAAGCUUUCGCGGCUGCCAACAACUGGUUCUGGAACUUCAUCAUCGCCCGCUUCACACCUCAGAUGUUUGAAGGCAUGUACUAUGGGGUCUAUUUCUUCUUCGCCUCACUCAUGCUCUGUGCCGCUGUCUACGUGUUCUUCCUGAUCCCUGAAACCAAGGGGAUUCCGUUGGAAGCGAUGGAUCGUCUCUUCAGUCGGGACCUGCCGGCCAGACGCGCCCACAAGGCCGUCCUUGCAGAUCUCCGAUAUGAAGAUCAAGAAUUCAGGCGUCAGUCAAUUGGCGAGAAAGGCAACGUGGAAGAGGCCGAGGUGGUAACUAUCGAGAGUUCUUCUCGACACGGUGGAAAAGUGUAG
This is a messenger RNA of Capronia coronata CBS 617.96, 1638 nucleotides long. RefSeq lists its product as uncharacterized. Gene Ontology annotation, cellular component: membrane. The transcript has 3 exons. The record is from RefSeq and is a predicted model, not a curated record. Gene Ontology annotation, biological process: carbohydrate transport; transmembrane transport. NCBI's taxonomy places the organism in Eukaryota, Fungi, Ascomycota, Eurotiomycetes, Chaetothyriales, Herpotrichiellaceae. Gene Ontology annotation, molecular function: carbohydrate:proton symporter activity. The coding region runs from base 1 to 1638 and encodes 545 amino acids.